GUCGGAGAGGCGAGCGCUUAAAUGACGGGGACGAACCCUGUUUUGGCUUGGGGACCCCAAGAGAGCCAUCGGCAGAAUUGCCCCGUUGCGCUCUGUUGCGCCUCCCCCCACCCCCCUCCUCCCCUUCCAUCCCCAUGAGCUCCCCCCAGUUCUCCAUUACCUUCGGAUCGCUCGCCCCGUUCCGAUCGUUUUGAUUUAUAUUCGAAGAUCUGAGGGUUCGGGGAUGGGGGUGUCGGUGGAUAACAUUCGGGGGCUCGUGUUGGCCAUGUCGUCCAGUAUUUUCAUCGGAUCGAGCUUCAUCGUGAAGAAGAAGGGGCUGAAAAGAGCAGGGGCUUAUGGAGUCAGUGCAGGAUCGGGAGGUUUCUCAUACUUGUAUGAGCCUCUAUGGUGGGCUGGAAUGCUGACCAUGAUACUUGGUGAGGCAGCUAACUUUGCUGCCUAUGCAUUUGCUCCCGCAAUUCUUGUGACUCCUCUUGGAGCACUUAGUAUAAUUGUCAGUGCAGUGCUGGCUCAUUUCAUGUUGAAUGAGAAACUGCACAUAUUUGGUGUCCUUGGAUGUGUUCUUUGUGUUGUGGGUUCUACCAGUAUUGUUUUACAUGCUCCAAUAGAAAAAGACAUUGAGUCAGUUAAGGAAGUGUGGUACCUUGCCACUGAACCAGGCUUUAUUUCUUAUGCUUGUGUGGUCCUGUUCUUGGUCAUUUUCUUCAUUGUCCAGCUAGUUCCUCGUUAUGGUCAAACACAUAUGGUGAUAUAUGUUGGAAUUUGCUCACUCAUGGGUUCCUUGACGGUUAUGAGUGUAAAAGCAGUGGGCAUUGCUUUAAAGCUAACUUUUUCGGGGAUGAAUCAAUUUGUCUAUGUCCAGACUUGGAUUUUCAUACUUGUCGUAGUAAUGUGUUGCCUCAUGCAGAUGAAUUAUCUGAACAAGGCACUUGACACCUUUAAUACUGCUGUCAUAUCCCCGGUUUACUAUGUAAUGUUCACUUCUCUCACCAUAUUUGCUAGCAUGAUCAUGUUCAAGGAUUGGGACUCACAGAAUGCUUCACAGAUAGUAACAGAGAUUUGCGGGUUCAUCACAAUACUCUCUGGGACUUUCCUUCUGCACAAGACAAUGGACAUGGGAGUGAAGCCGCCCUCAGAACCUACACCUCCAAACAACUUAUAGCAUUCACAGCAGCACAGACUAUCAUUUCUUCUUUCCUUCUUUGAUCAAUAUUAGUGUCAAGCAACACCUUAACGCUCAGAUCCUCUGGGAAUACAACUCCCUCACCAGCCAAGCAACAUCAUUUGCAAAUUGUUCUUGAGACUACUUCAUUGAAAGCCAUGCAACAAUUGCAGAGAAAGAGAGAGAACAUCAUGAGAUUUAUAGGAAGAUGAUGGUUCCUAGUACAUUGUGGAGACAUCCUACGUUGUGAUUCUUUGUUCUGGACUUUGAUGUGCUUGUAUGUUAUUGGUGGAAUGACAAAGAGUGUAUGUUGAGAGUCCAGAUUCACUCGGAGUGCAUCUAUCCAUUUUUGUAUUUGAGCUUGAUCUGCAGAUGGAAAUUUACAAUUGUCUUGAUCC
Molecule: messenger RNA, 1560 nt
Organism: Musa acuminata AAA Group (dessert banana)
Lineage: Eukaryota; Viridiplantae; Streptophyta; Magnoliopsida; Zingiberales; Musaceae
Product: probable magnesium transporter NIPA2
Exons: 9
Coding region: 224-1162 (312 amino acids)
Biological process (GO): magnesium ion transport
Cellular component (GO): membrane
Molecular function (GO): magnesium ion transmembrane transporter activity
Source: RefSeq, a predicted model, not a curated record